AGUAGACUUAUGUUACAAUGUUUUAAACAAAUCUGAUUUUGAAACUCUUUGAAGUCCUCUUCAGGUCACAAAGCUUUUCAAAGUAUAUACAGUAACAGUAUUACCGACGUGAAUCGUGGCGCCACCAAACUUUACCAUGCAGAACUUCCUCGAUCGGCGCGCGUUGCUUAUCGAUUUGUUCACCCACGAGCUUUCCGCAAAGAAAACAUCGAUUCCAGUUAAGGUAGUGAUAAGUGUCGGUGUCGCGAAGAACGCGAAGAAAUGGAAAGCGGAGACUACCAGUACCCCAGCGCUGGGGGGACGCAACCCCAGCCUGGGGUACGGCCCAUGGUCGAUCCGGAGGCUCAGGGUGAAGUGGAUCCUUCUAUGUAUCCACAACCAAAAGAAGCCACACAUAAAAUCCGUGGAAAAUCAGACAUAUUAGAAAUGGUUUUCGGUCCAGUCGACCAGGAACUGUUGGUAGUCAAGAGUUUCUAUUUCUUUUUCUACUCAGCGUUCGGCUCAUUAUUUCCCUUAAUGGGUGUGUUUUUUAAACAAAUGGGCAUGGAUGCUAGCCAAUGUGGUCUUCUAAUCGGAAGCAGACCAUUCGUGGAGUUCUUGUCGGCACCGUUUUGGGGGAGUCUGGCAGAUCGAUGGCAAAAAGGAAAAAUAUUAUUGUUGGCCUCAUUAGCAUCCUGGAUCAUAUUUACUGUUCCCUUGGGUUCGAUUCAACCACCGGCCACUUCUUGUAUUGAGAUUAAGAAUAAUUCGGCAUUUCUUAAAACGCCUGAUGUGUCAAUGAGAAUGAUUAACAAGAGGUCGAUUCAACUAGAGGAACAACCCGAAUAUGUGUAUCAUACAGAUGAUCCAAUAGAUUAUGUUAGAUAUUCAAGGAAAGUUCGAUCUGCCAGACCAUUAUUAAAUGCUGGACAAUCACCAAUCAAUGUAAACUUCGCUAAGAAUUACAAAGAAAAGGAACACAAAAGUUGGGUGCAGCCAAUCAUAUCUUCUAUAGUAUAUCGCACUCAAGAUAUCCAAAAAGCAUUCUUUCUGCUACUUCUACUUGUGAUAAUAGGAGAAUUCUUUAGUGCACCAGCUAUAACUUUAGCAGAUUCGGCGGUUAUCACUUUAUUAGGAGAAGAUGCUGAUUCAUACGGUCAUCAACGAAUGUUUGGAUCCCUAGGGUGGGGUUUGGCUAUGUUCUUUGUGGGAAUAGCUCUGGACCAUUCCACUUCCUUCCCAAAUCAUCCUUGUGGACCAGAUAAAAAAGAAAAGAACUACACCAUUUGCUUUGCUACUUUCUCAGUUCUCAUGGGUGCCGCCUUGAUCACUGCUACACAAAUAACCUUUAAGUACGAUGAUCCACCACCACCACCGCCCCAAAUAGAAGAUCCGGAGAAAAAAGCAGCUCAAAUGUCAAGAGAAGAUCAAAUGCAAGCUCAGCUUGCUCAACAGUUGCAGUUGCCUUCUUUGGCUGAUACUACUGCUGAGUUGCCAUCAUCUGGUCCAAAAGAAGAGAAGACAAAAAUAUUUGCCCAAACAACUCGUGAAAUGCCUGAGUGGGUAACGGUUCUCAACCAAUUUAAAAACUUGAAAUGUGCUUCAUUUCUCUUUGUGGCCUGGUUCAUGGGCUUCGGCAUUGGUCUCAUCUUCACUUUCCUCUUCUGGCACCUGCAAGAUUAUGGAGGCUCGCCAACUCUUUUUGGUGUAGCUUCAGUGAUAAAUCACAUAUCGGAAAUUUUUGCAUACUUUUUCAGCUUUAGAUUGAUCAGACAAAUGGGACACGUCAAAGUUCUUUGUCUAGGAUUAAUUGGUAACACUUUGCGAUUCUUGUACAUCUCAUGGUUGUCAAAUCCAUGGUGGGUUUUACCAUUUGAAUUUAUGCAGGGAAUUACUCAUGCCGCCGUAUGGGCCGCAUGUUGCUCCUAUAUCGCUCACAAUACUCCACCGGAACUGCGUUCUUCGGCUCAAGGUGUACUUCAGGGAAUUCAUCAUGGGCUAGGUCGGGGAUGCGGCGCCGUCAUUGGAGGGAUGUUUGUCAGUUCAUUUGGUUCAACAGCUACUUUCCGGGGAUAUGGAUUGAUCUGCUUACUUGUCUUAGCUGCCUUCAUUUUCAUCAAUUUCUAUCGAGUAGAUCAAGGCUUUGUAUCGGACCUCCCUCAAACUGAAGAUCCCAGGCAAGUGGCUGAGGAAACGUCGCAUCUAGCACCGCAUGGAGUACCGAGCAAUCCUAUACCAAGAGCUUUGUCGAGCACUAAAUUGCACGAAUUGGCUCAACAAGAUGGUUAUGGCGCUACAUAUCAAGUAGGGCAGGGGGGAACUUUAGAUUUACCCGGAUCUAAUCCAUUUACUCAAAAUAAUGGCCAACAAAGAAGUAGUGGAUUUCAGGUAAGAAAUGAGAACUACUAGCUCGGUUCGAGAUACUUGUAAUUUUCCAGGACCCAGUACAUCAAUAGAAACUCAGCAGCCUAUAACAACAGGAAGCGGUAAUUAUGAUUGGUAAGGGUAAUGAAAUGAUAAACCCCUACAUAAAAUACAUCACAUCAUAUCAUUUGUAAACAUAUAAAUUUUUAUUAAUAAGGUUGAUAUUUUAACACAUUUUCUUGAAGUAUAAUAAAUCAUACAUUUUAAAAAUUAGGUAUAUAUUUAUUGUAUUUACAAAUCUUGAUACGAAUAUUAUUAUUGUCGGUAUUUUGAAAGUGAUUAAAAUGGAGUUAUCUUAUACAUGUAUUGAAAUAAUAAUUUAUAAUUUAUUAGACUAUUAAGGGCUCCAUUUAAAAAUUAAAUUAUAGGUAAUCGUCAUUAAAAAAUUUUUUGCAUAGGUCUUAACGUAUGUAUUAAAUAAAAUUGAUUACCCAUAAUUUGAACAUGAUAUAAAUUAGAUAAUUGUUUUUCAAGAUACAAAAUGGGGAUUAUUAGUAUACCCUGUAAAUUUAUAGAUGUUAUUUUUAAAAAUAUAAAUUUGUUAAUAAGUACCUACAUACAUGUCGAAAAAACACUUCAUGUCAAACUUGUGAAAAUAUUUUCUUAGGAGAUUUUUGCCAUUUUGUAAGGUUGCAAUAGUUGAAAAAUACUCAUGAUAUUUAUACUUUCAUAAAAGAAUUGUAUGUAACAAAUCAAUUGAAUCUCAAACUAGUAAAAUGCAUGAAGAACAAGUACAAAUAGGAACAUUUUUUAAUACAAUCACAAAUUGAUUUACCGUUUCAUCUAGUAUCAAAAUUUGAUUUGAUUUUAUUGAUGCUUCUUAAUUAUACCUAAAACUCGUUCAUUAAAGAUGCGGUAUAAUAUUUUAAUUGUAUGCAAACAAAUUGCAUAUUAAUAAUAAAAUUAAUAUUUCUAAGACAUAUUUUUUAUUCAAAUCAGAAUUAAACAUAAUCAUUACUACUAUAAAUUUAUAGUAGAAUUAGUAAUAUUAUAAAAUUAAAGUAUCUGUGAGUUACUAGAAAAAAAAAUCCGCAUCUUUAAACAUAAUAUGUUUUAAAUAGAACAUUUUCGUUCUAUUAUUGUUUAUUUAUAUGUAAACUUGUCGUGAAAAAAGUAAUACUCCAUAUAAAUAUAUGGAGUGAGUAGAAUUAAAAGUACUGAAGUACCAUAAAUAUUCAAUUUUUUCUGUUAACACUUAAUCAUAUUUAUUGAAAUUUCAAAUUUUGAAUUAUUUCUAAAACACGCACAAUUUGAAUAAAAUUGUCAGUCACAGUCAUUUUAAUUAGAAAUAUUUUAUAAGAUCAUUUUAUAGUACUUCAGUAAAAUUUAGCAUAAAGCAGACAGUUUAAGAAUAAGAUACAAAACGAUCACUAUGUAUAUGUUAAAUCGUGUGUAUAUUGUAGAAUUGUAUAAAUAGUGUAUUUAUUUUAAUUUGUAGAUAAAUACUUUUUAAUUGUGAUAUUGUUUAUCGUUGAUGUUAUUUCUUAAUAUGUUAUAUGGUCAGGCAAUGAUAUACAUAAAUGUGAGUAUAAUUGUAAUAUAAAAUGUAUUGCUUGAUUAAGUAAACCCUUUCAUUAUAGUAACAUAUUCAACAUAUAUCAUAAAAUGUUGUAUAUGUCACUCAAUAUAUUGUGACACUAAGUGAUAUCCUUAGUCUAUACAUAUCCAAAUAUAACGAACAGUUGUUGAAACAAUCGCAAAUUAUUAUUUAUGUAAAAAGCACUUAAAUAAAGGUGGAUAGUCGCACUAUUGUGUUAUAUAAAAAGUUGUUUUAUUUGAGACAAAGUAUUGUAACAUACUGCGUGUAGUUAAUAGCUAUAAAACAAAUAAAUUGAUUAUAAAGUG
Molecule: messenger RNA, 4248 nt
Organism: Aethina tumida (small hive beetle)
Lineage: Eukaryota; Metazoa; Arthropoda; Insecta; Coleoptera; Nitidulidae
Gene: jef
Product: major facilitator superfamily domain-containing protein 6
Exons: 7
Coding region: 262-2388 (708 amino acids)
Cellular component (GO): membrane
Source: RefSeq, a predicted model, not a curated record